Nothobranchius furzeri (turquoise killifish) is the source of this 5092-nucleotide messenger RNA. Its product is annotated as arf-GAP with dual PH domain-containing protein 2. Gene Ontology annotation, cellular component: intracellular membrane-bounded organelle; cytoplasm; plasma membrane. NCBI's taxonomy places the organism in Eukaryota, Metazoa, Chordata, Actinopteri, Cyprinodontiformes, Nothobranchiidae. The record is from RefSeq and is a predicted model, not a curated record. Gene Ontology annotation, biological process: heart development; positive regulation of GTPase activity. Gene Ontology annotation, molecular function: GTPase activator activity; phosphatidylinositol-3,4,5-trisphosphate binding; phosphatidylinositol bisphosphate binding.
ACAAAAUUGAACAAAUAACAUGAAACUUAUGCCAGGGGGGGUGCACUACAGUAAUGUUACACACAUCCAAAUAAAUUAUAAGUGGUGCAAAGAUUUUUUAUUUAGUGAUCCACUAAUCAAUUUUAUGUAAGAGAGUGUCACUAUAAUAGUGUUUGAAAGCAGGUUUUUGGUUACUAUACCUGCAUUUGUGGAGAUAGUAACAAAUUUGUAACAAAGUAUACAUCUUUCUUUCUGUGCUUGUGGAAAAAAAAUACAACAUUUUCCCAUUUUAAAAUAAAGUCCUUGUAGAGCUGUCCGAUAAUAAAUCUGCUAAAGUCUUUCCAAAACGUUGUAGCAUGUGAACAGAUCCAAAAGAGGUGCUGAACGGUGUAAGGGUGGCUUCCACAAAAACAGCAAUUCACAUCAAUGUCCCUCUUAAACUUUGUCAUAUAGUGAUUUGCUGGAUAACACUUAUGAAGUAUUUGGAAUGAAACUUCUUUGACCUUAUUUGUCACAAAAUACUUAUUAGGAAUGGUCCAUACUCUGUUCCAACUAUGUCAGUGACAAAGGAAUUUCCAAUAAAACAAUUAAAUAUGGAACAGAUAAGGAUUCUCUCUGAAAUAAAGCACGAAUAUUCCUAUUCCUGUUUUUAUGCUCGGUUAGACAAACUUUAUGUGUUCACAGGGUCGGGAGGAGAAAUAGGCGGUAAAUACUUCGCUUCUUUCCGGAGUAUUUCUCUUAUCUGAUGGCACCAUCUAGUGGCUGACAAGCAUAUCACACAAAAAGUCUAUUUCUCUGUUUAAGAUGGCGACUUCACGUUUCUGUUUAUAAAUGUGUGUAAAACGUUGUUUUACAAGUGUUGUUCUCAUGUCAUGUUCAUCAACUCUGCAUCAGCCGAGGUAUUCCUUAAAUGUAAAGCGUCUAAGCGGUAGUCUAAUGCUAUUGGUUAGUUCUGGUCCGCGCUCAGUUUCCUAUUGCACGGAGCUCUGCGGGGCAGGGGGCGUGUUUAGCAACAAAAAAAGACGUAUUGCUUACAUUUUAUCACAGUACAUGAUAAGAUAAUCACUUUUACGGAUUUCUGACAAAUCAUAUAUAAUUUCUGAAAGAGGAAAACUCCGGAAAGCAGCUUUAACAGGGUUUUCAGCUUUUUAAAAUUAAAUUGCCUAACUUUUGACUAUUGAUUUUGCAUCUUGAUCACCGAAUUUCUCAUUCUAAUUGUUGUAUUCUAGUAUUUCAGUAGCAAAUACAAAAAAGCCAAAUUGGCUUCCUUUUGAGUUAUGGAUUAUUCUGUUAUCUACUGAAAACUUCCACUCAAUAUAAACUGUAAUUGUUGUGCCGAGAUGGGAAAACACUUUCCUCCCUUUGUGCUCUGAAAGCUCAACCACAAAGUGUGUGUGUGCAUCGCUGACCUGUGUACUGUUGCAUAUAUUUAGAUUUCUAAAGCCCGCCCACUUCCUACACAUUUAGUUUAGAUGUCUUACAUAAAAACAAACCAACAAAAACACAGAACCCUGUUGCUUUGGCUGCUAGUCAAAUGCUGCAGAUUCAUCUAAAUUGUUAAACUGCUAUUGUUAAAGAGCAAGUCACCCCCUACCAGAUUCUUACUCAACUCCCACUUCCUGUUUGAAAAAUGCAACAAAUGCUGUUGCCUGGCAGACCGAGAAGGCGAAGCUGCUAACAAAUACACACACACACACACACACACACACACACACACACACACACACACACACACACACACACACACACACACACACACACACACACACACACACACACACACAGGCUCACGACAGCAUUGUGACAUCAUAAUGUACCAGUUUACAUCAUAGCAUACCUCUUACCCAAUAGCGGUGGCAGAUUUAAAUGAAAAGACAGUGCAAAGUUUUUACCCGACAACGGCGCAACGCUGCCAGUUUUAGGCAGAAAAUUUAAAUUUUAACUAAGAUGCACUGAAGUGCCAAAUUAUUGACGACACGUGUCUGCAGCACGAUUAGACACUCGUUUAUUUAGUUUAUCAGCAAAAAAAAAAAGUUUAUUUGGGGGUGACUUGCUCUUUAAAGUCUUGGGCAGUGACUAGUUUAUUUUAAUUGCUUGAUGCUAGCUGUUGAUGCUCCCCGCUUAGGGGCGUCUAUCAGAGUCAAACAGCACCUUGUGCCAUGUCUGCACGUGUGCACACACACACACACACACACGCACACACUUACACAUGCACGUACACACUCACACCUUGUUAAAUGUAGUUCUUUGAGGUAAAUCAAAAUGAUCGACAGGUUGGAAUCCCCCCUAAGAAAAUGUUCCAACGAGGAACCACAAGUCUGCUGCAGCGUCAGACCACACCAACUCAAUAAAAACUCAUCCAACGUGAUAUCAGACCCUCUCUGGUCAAACUCCUUUAUGAGCUCCAGGCCAAAAUGCUGAUACUGUAAGUCAGAGUGACGUGCGUUUCACUUCCUUUCUCUUGUAUUUCUGGACUGCUGCGCUUGUUGCAGAACAAUAAACUUCAUGCUGCUGCUCUGAUAAGAGGAAAUACGGAGCCGGUUAAAAGAAACCGUGUUUUUCAGCCACAGCAGAGCAGAAUAAAUGAGCGCGGAAGCAGAAUGGAGUUGACGCCGAGUAGCUGUUUCAUUUGGGUUUAGAAUCCAGUUAAUCUAUGGCCAGUCCGAGCAGAAACAACAAAAUCCUGCAGGAACUGGUGCAGGAGCCGGGAAACAGCGUGUGUGCUGACUGUGCAGCUCCUGGUGAGUUAAUUCUCACACGUCUGUGAUUAAAGGCAAGACAUUCGGUUCACGUUUGAUGCCGUUUAUGCAUUUUACAUCGUGUUUUUCUCCCAUUGUGACAAAGCCUGAGCCAUGUGGUUUUCAUUUGGUAAACAACAAGAGAAAGAUGUGAUGUUUGUUUAAUAAACAGAACAGUAAUACGUUACACCUCAGUCAUGUUUGUGAUAAAUCUGUAUAAGAGGAAGGAGUGGCUCUGCUGCAUCUGUGCUAUGACCUCAUUGUUCCUCUUGUAACUCCCAACACUUUGCCACCAGGCCACAGUUAAACAGAAACCUGUAAAGCCUAGAGCGUGACUCGACUGAAAUGAACUCGCUGGAGGGCUUUAAGUGUGUUGUGUCUGCUCACAGAGCCCGACUGGGCCUCGUACACCCUGGGAGUCUUUGUGUGUCUGAACUGUUCAGGGAUGCAUCGCAAUUUACACGCAGUCAGCAAAGUCAAGUCCAACUGGGAAGACUCGUUAGUACAGGUACUGGCUUCGUUGUGUUGUUUCUAUUUAAUGAUUUACUCAGACAAAUGCCUGUCAGCAUUUCCUCAGGAGCUAAAUACCCUUUCUCUUGGUUCACAUUAACUUUUAUGUCCAAAGAGACGUAAUCAAGCAUUACCUGGUCCUGUUAGAAGGAGAAUAAACAUAUCAUACACAGCGGUAGCGAGGCCUACAUUCUGCUACUAGAAUAACAAACCCUAACCCAGCCAGGAGGUGGGGGUUGGUUACAGAGCUACUGACAGCAGCCCUAAACCAAAAGUAUUUCCUAACAUGGGUAACUCUUUACAAUAAGAGUCCCUUUAUUAACAUUACUCAGUGUGUUAUUAAGCAUUAAUAAACAAAGGAUCACCCUUAUUAACGUUCCCAGUGUUAUUACUAUUAAGUGUCCUUAAGGUCAGAACAAAUGCCCCCCAAGCAUUACUUAAUUUUUAGGGAUGGACGAUAUAUUGGCAUCAAUAUCAGCAUCGGCCAAUGUUAGUAAUUUUUAACAUAUCUGUAUCGGUUUGAUAAAUAAAACCAGGCUGAUAUUAAUAACCAAUAUUUUUUUCCAUCUUGUCUCCAUUUGUUUGCCUGUUUCAGAGGGUGAGGGGGUGAUGUGUAGUUGCUGAGUCAUGUGACAGUGAACGUAAUCAUCUCAGAACCGUAAAUUUCAUGCGUGAGAGGGGAAACACUGCAGCCAAAGACAUUUUCGAAAAGUGUGUCCCAUCCUUCUUCUACAGGCCGCACCAAAAAGACUGUGUUGUUCUCAAGGAUCAGUGGAUCCGAUCAAAGUAUGAAAGGAGGGAAUUCACAGGAGAAAGCAACUUCUUUCUGAAAACCUACUCUGCAGAUUUAUUUGAAGUCGUCCUCUGGAAGAAGGGAAAGGACAAUAAGCAGUUUCUGAAGAGGAUCUUCCUUUUGUCCCAGAAGGACUUCACCCUCAGAUACUUUAUCAAGGAGGAUUCCAAGGUUCCCAAAGCUGUCAUCAGCAUGAAGGACCUGAAUGCAGAGUUCCAGCCGGAGAAGAUCGGUCACGCUCACGGUUUGCAGAUUUCCUUUAAGGAGGAUGAACACACUAGGAACCUGUUUGUUUACCACGAGGACGGCCAGGUGAUCGUGUCCUUUUUUAAUGCAAUUCGGGCGACGCGCCUGGCCUACUUGCUGAAGAAACAUCCAACUCUUCAAAGUAACCAUUUAAUCCCUCAGAUUCAGGCACAUUGCCUGAAGGAAGGCUACAUGGAGAAAACCGGCCCAACGCAACGAGAGGCAUUCAAGAAGAGGUGGUUCACACUUUUCUCAACCAACAGAAAGCUUCUGUAUUUCAAGUCUCCUCUGGACGCUACGGAUCUGGGAUCUGUGUUCAUCGGCUCAGAGAACCACGGUUAUUCUGUGUCAGAGAGCUGUGGCCGGAACAUGAGGUCGGGGCGGUGGCACUGUGGGAUCACGCUGGAGACUCCAGGAAGGCAGUUUGUGUUCAUGUGUGAGCAGGAGCAGGAGAGGAAGGAGUGGAUGGAAGCCUUCAGAGCAAUCAUCUCACAACCCAUGACUCCAGAGGAUUACUCCAAUGAAGCCACUUUGACACGAGGAAAAUGACGUUUUCACUGGACUGAAGUCACUGUGGAGGCGGGGUUGUGUUUCUAUAAGAGCAUCGCAGGCAGCAUCCUCUACAUUUAUAUUAUUGUUUUUAUUUAAUAUCAUGAUGGUGAGUCAUAAAGGCAUUGUGUAUUUAACAAAAUGUUGUAUUUAUUAAAAUGUGGGCUUUAAUUUUAGAGAGGAUUUUAUACAUGUCUCUUUGAGUGAUCUGUCUUCAUUGUUUGUGUAUUUAAUGUCACUUGAUUUGCAAAUAAAAUUACAAGAUGACAGACAGUAA